Lontra canadensis (Northern American river otter) is the source of this 1515-nucleotide messenger RNA. RefSeq names its product alpha-L-fucosidase 1 (gene FUCA1). The transcript has 8 exons. The coding region runs from base 16 to 1404 and encodes 462 amino acids. Gene Ontology annotation, biological process: fucose metabolic process; glycoside catabolic process. Gene Ontology annotation, cellular component: lysosome. Lineage: Eukaryota; Metazoa; Chordata; Mammalia; Carnivora; Mustelidae. Gene Ontology annotation, molecular function: alpha-L-fucosidase activity. The record is from RefSeq and is a predicted model, not a curated record.
GACCCGGCUUCCGACAUGAAGUCGAGGCCUGUGGGUCCCCGGCCGCUGCUGGUGCUGCUGGUGCUGCUGCUCCGAGCGGCGUCCGUGCGCGGAGUCCAGCGUCCGCGCCGCUACACCCCGGACUGGCAGAGUCUGGACUCCCGGCCGCUGCCGGACUGGUUCGACAAGGCCAAGUUCGGGGUGUUCGUGCACUGGGGCGUGUUCUCGGUGCCGGCCUGGGGCAGCGAGUGGUUCUGGUGGCACUGGAAGGGCGAGGGGCUGCCGCAGUACGAGCAGUUCAUGAGCGACAACUACCCGCCCGGCUUCAGCUACGCGGACUUCGGACCGCAGUUCACGGCGCGCUUCUUCCAUCCGGAAACCUGGACCGACCUCUUCCAGGCGUCCGGGGCCAAGUAUGUAGUUCUGACGACAAAACACCAUGAAGGCUUCACAAACUGGCCAAGCCCUGUGUCUUGGAACUGGAACUCUAAGGAUGUGGGUCCCCAUCGUGAUUUGGUUGGUGAGUUGGGAAAAGCCCUCCGGAAGAGGAAUAUACGUUAUGGACUCUACCACUCACUUUUAGAAUGGUUCCACCCACUCUACCUACUUGAUAAGAAAAAUGGCUUCAAAACACAGUAUUUUGUCCGUGCAAAAACAAUGCCAGAACUAUAUGACCUUGUUAACAGAUAUCAGCCUGACUUGAUUUGGUCUGAUGGAGAGUGGGAAUGUCCUGACACUUACUGGAACUCUACGGAGUUUCUUUCUUGGCUCUACAAUGAUAGCCCCGUCAAGGAACAGGUAGUGGUAAAUGACCGGUGGGGUCAGAACUCUUCCUGUCACCAUGGAGGAUACUACAACUGUCAAGAUAAAUUCAAGCCAGAGAGCUUGCCAGAUCACAAGUGGGAAAUGUGUACCUCCAUAGACAAGCUCUCCUGGGGCUUUCGUCGGAACAUGGUGAUGGGGGACAUUGCAAGUGAAUGUGAAAUCAUUUCGGAACUGGUGCAGACCGUGAGCCUGGGAGGCAACUACCUUCUUAACAUUGGAGCAACUAAAGAUGGACUGAUUGUUCCCAUCUUCCAAGAAAGGCUUUUUGCUGUGGGGAAGUGGCUGAGCGUCAAUGGGGAGGCGAUCUAUUCCUCUAAACCAUGGAGGAUACAACUGGAAAAGAACACGACGUCUGUGUGGUAUACCUCAAGAGAAACAGCGGUUUAUGCCAUUUUCCUGCACUGGCCAGAAAACGGAGUCUUAAACCUUGCAUCCCCUAUAACCACCUCGACUACACAGAUAACGAUGGUAGGGAUCCAGAAAGAUCUGAAGUGGUCCACAGAUCCAGAAGAAGGUCUGCUCAUUUACCUGCCGCAGCUGCCACUCUUCACUCUGCCAAUUGAGUUUGGCUGGACUAUAAAGCUGACAGGAGUGCAUUGAUCGUUGGGAGUUCAGGCAGAACUGCCUCCUCUUUGCUGCUUUGGUUUUCCUCUUAUAGCACCAGCAUUGUAAUAAACUACUUCUCUACUCAGAGAUGGCUUUUCCAACACA